Didymella exigua CBS 183.55 is the source of this 993-nucleotide messenger RNA. RefSeq lists its product as uncharacterized. Gene Ontology annotation, biological process: mRNA processing. Gene Ontology annotation, cellular component: mitochondrion. The record is from RefSeq and is a predicted model, not a curated record. The transcript has 2 exons. Bases 78 to 944 code for a protein of 288 amino acids. Lineage: Eukaryota; Fungi; Ascomycota; Dothideomycetes; Pleosporales; Didymellaceae.
CAAGCGUGACGCCUUGCAGCAGGAUUGAGCCGCAGUCAACCACCAACACCACCGCAAGCACCCCUCCACUGCUGGCCAUGUUCUCUCCUGCGCUUGGGAGAGCGUUCCGCUCGACCAGCGCAAUUACUGCUAUGCCGACCAGCUCCGUUGGUCGCGCUGCGAUUAGCACUGCGCAACAGCCUUUCAGGCCGAGCCACCAACGGCGCCUGUCAUCUUCGAAGCCCUCCACACCCCCGGACAACUCGAAGAGGCUCACCGAGAAUGCUACGGAAGAUGUCAAGGCGUCCGAGAAGAAGUCGCGGAGGAGCAGCAAGCUGAAGGCCUCGGGACCGUCUGCGCCGGCAACAGCAGCGCGCAACAUCCCAUACGUGAAGCCAACCGAUCACCUUAUGGAACAACAUCUUGUCUGGUCAACGCUCAUCUCGCAACAUCGACCUAUCUCGAUCAGCCCUGCCGCAGAGCAGACUGUACCGAUCCCGGCGUCUAUGGAGCAGUUCGAGGCUAUCUUCCAGCCGCAGAGGCGCAACGAGCCCGACAUCAUCGUCCACACUCACAAGACUUUGGCCGAGUUUAUCGCAGGUGUGCAAGCCUCGGCCGAUCAGUACGAAGCCCUGGACGCCUUCGAGGAGGCCGCAGAGGAGGACAUCUACCACCUCGACAGCUUUGCGCAAGUACAGCCAGAAUCGCUCGAGAGCUACGCUUUCAGGCCGCCGCCUGCACCCGUACCCUUCGACCAUCUCGCCGUCGAGGAGACGUGCGAGAUCUCUCUCCCCACUACCCACACCGGUCGCUCGAAGACCUUCCGCGAGCAUGUAAGGAGCAGGCGAAGCGGCAUGCUCUUGAUCAGUGUCAAGAGGCAGAGGAAGCUCAAGAUGAAGAAGCACAAGUACAAGAAGCUCAUGAAGAGGACGCGUCUGCUGCGGAGGAAGCUGGAUAGGUUGUAGUUUAUCGCAUGGAUCCGGAACUCUCUCCCGAUCGAUCCCACGGCGUUUU